Molecule: messenger RNA, 6727 nt
Organism: Erinaceus europaeus (western European hedgehog)
Lineage: Eukaryota; Metazoa; Chordata; Mammalia; Eulipotyphla; Erinaceidae
Gene: CAMSAP1
Product: calmodulin regulated spectrin associated protein 1
Exons: 18
Coding region: 305-5080 (1591 amino acids)
Biological process (GO): neuron projection development; negative regulation of microtubule depolymerization; cytoplasmic microtubule organization
Cellular component (GO): microtubule minus-end
Molecular function (GO): microtubule minus-end binding; spectrin binding; calmodulin binding
Source: RefSeq, a predicted model, not a curated record
CGGACCGGCUCGCGCCCCCGCCCGCCGCUCCGGCUCGGCCCACAGCAUGCAGCAGCAACAGCCGCGGCGGCGGCGGCGGCGACGGCUCUGAGGUGAGGCCGGGCGCGCGACCGGAGCGGGGGCGGCCCUCCCGCACGGUCCUCGCCCGGCCCCGGCCCGGUCCCCUCGCUCUCGGUCCGGCUCGGCCCGACCCGGCUCCCGGCGGCCAGGGCGCGACGCCUUUGUUGCUGCGGCGGCGCCGCCCGCGCUGCAGCGGCUUUUUUGUGUGCGGGGUGGACGCCGCGGCCCCGCGCGCUGGCGGAGGAUGGAGGCCCCGCCCGACGGUGCCGCGGACAUCGUGCCCCUGGACCGCUACGACUCGGCCCGGGCGAAGAUCGCCGCCAACCUGCAGUGGAUCUGCGCCAAGGCCUACGGCAUAGAUAACAUCCCGGAGGACCUCCGAGACCCCUUUUAUGUUGACCAAUAUGAGCAGGAGCACAUCAAGCCACCUGUCAUCAAGCUCCUGUUGUCCAGUGAGCUGUACUGCCGUGUCUGCAGCCUCAUUCUGAAAGGGGACCAGGUGGCUUCAUUACAGGGGCACCAGUCUGUCAUCCAGGCCCUUUCCCGGAAAGGGAUUUAUGUGAUGGAGAGUGAUGACACCCCCGUGACGGACCCCGACCUUAGCCUCACACCCAUCAAGAUGAGCUCCCACAUGGCCAUGGUGGAUGCCCUCAUGAUGGCCUACACGGUGGAGAUGAUCAGCAUCGAGAAAGUGGUGGCUAGUGUUAAACGCUUCUCAACAUUCAGUGCCUCAAAAGAACUUCCCUAUGACCUCGAGGAUGCCAUGGUGUUCUGGAUUAACAAGGUAAAUCUUAAAAUGAGAGAGAUAACAGAGAAAGAAGUUAAGUUAAAACAACAGAUAUUGGAAAGUCCAGCACACCAAAAGUCUCCCUCCAAGUGGUACUGGAAGUUAGUGCCUGUGCGCUACCGGCGUGAGCACCUGGCUGCCAGGCAGCCACCCUACUUCCCACUGUUGGAGGACUUGAUGCGGGAUGGCAGUGAUGGUGCUGCCCUCCUAGCUGUGAUCCACUACUACUGCCCGGAGCAGAUGAAACUGGAUGAUAUAUGCUUGAAGGAGGUCACAUCGAUGGCUGACAGCCUGUAUAAUAUUCGACUUCUGAGAGAAUUCUCAAAUGAGUAUCUUAACAAAUGCUUUUAUCUCACCUUAGAAGAUAUGCUGUAUGCUCCCUUAGUGUUAAAGCCCAACGUUAUGGUUUUUAUUGCUGAACUCUUCUGGUGGUUUGAGAAUGUCAAACCAGAUUUUGUUCAACCCAGGGAUGUUCAGGAACUGAAAGAUGCGAAAGCAGUGUCACACCAGAAAAGCAGUCGGCCUCCUAUUCCUAUCUCUAACGCCACUAAACGCAGCUUCCUGGGGAGCCCUGCAGCAGCAAGCCCAGCUGACCUGCAGCCCCCUGCCCAGCUUCCGACGGAGGGCGGGCACAGGCACCAUCUGCACAUUGAGGAGCCCGAGCACCUUAGUAAAGGAACAUCUGCUUUUAGUCCCUCACAUCCUUUAUUACCCCUAAGACAGAAGCAGCAGAAGACGGUACAGGGAGAGGAAAACCCCGACCAGCGGCACCGGUCUAAUUCUUUAACCCGAGUUGAUGGUCAGCCUCGAGGUGCAGCAGUGGCAUGGCCAGAGAAAAGAAACAGGCCUGUGUCACAGCCAGCACCCUUUGCCCUCCAUCAUGCUGCAAGCUGUGAUGUGGACCCUGGCUUUGGUGACAGUAUCAGUCUGGCCCGCUCCAUCAGCAAGGAUAGUUUGGCAUCCAAUGUCAUUAAUCUGACACCACAAAAUCAGCCACACCCCACAGCCCUAAAGAUAAAUGGGAAAAGCCUCCUGAACAAUGUUGAUAUUGAGGACGAGGAUGAAGAACUGGUAGCCAUCAUUAGAACAGAGGUAGGCCCUCAUGGAGGUGAUAUGGGCCUGGUGGCAAGUGCCAGGUCUCCUCAGAGACUGCCAGACACCCUAGAAAGUAAGCCUGACAGUUUCUUCUUGGAACCCUUGAUGCCAGCUGUGCUCAGGCCAGCCAAGGAAAAGCAGGUGAUUACCAAGGAGGAUGAGUAUGGAGAUGGGAAACCUAGGAGCUUCGUGUCUAAGAGGUCAAGUGAGGGCCACCAGCCUCUGGUACGGAAGAAGGCACCCAUCAGUCACAUUGGCCGAGACUUGAAUAGGACUUUCACCCCAAUCUCCUCUUCAGAGCUCCCUGCAGGUUUCGACCCUGCUCUCCCAGAGGCAGGACUCCAGGCAGCAGAAGAGGCCCAUGGUGGGCCUCUGCCCAGCUGUGGCUUUGACCUUUUAUCUCAGGGACAGUCUGCUGAUGGCUUCUUUCUUCAUAUAACCAGAGCCGAAGAUGAUGCUGCAGAGGGCAGGUUCCACAUUAGGAGCUCCAGGAGUCCUACCCCUCUUGGCCCAGAGGCUUGGACUGUCCUGAGGCAGGAUUCUGACUCAGAUGUGGCUGAGAUAGAGGAAGCUGGGCAUGAUUUAAUGAGUGAGGACCAUCCUGCACUUGUUGCUAGGUAUGUUGGUGAGGAGGAGUCGGCCAAACUGCAGGAGGACAUGAAAGUGAAGGAGCAUGAGGAUAAGGAUGAUGCCAGUGGCCGCUCCAGCCCCUGUCUGAGCACUGUCUCUCAAAUCAGCAGUGUCUCCAUGGCCAGUGGGAGUGUGAAGAUGACCAGUUUUGCAGAAAGGAAGCUGCAAAGGCUUAACAGCUGUGAAACCAAGUCCAGCACGAGCAGUUCCCAGAAAACCACGCCUGAUGCCUCAGAAAGCUGCCCGCCCCCUCUGACAACAUGGAAGCAGCGGAGAGAGCAGAGCCCGACCCGGCAGAACAGAGACCAUGCUAGCCUCCUGGCCUCUGAGCUAGUGCAGUUGCACAUGCAGCUGGAGGAAAAACGUAGAGCCAUUGAGACUCAGAAAAAGAAGAUGGAGGCACUGUCCGCCCGCCAGCGACUGAAACUGGGGAAGGCCGCGUUCCUGCAUGUGGUUAAGAAAGGGAAGGCAGAAAUAGUCCCUCAGCCACUCAAACCAGAACACUUUGCUAGGGAGUUUUCUCAACACAAUGGGGAGGACUUAGUGGAUGGCACUGUUGCCAAAAUGGAAGAAUUCCUUGUUAAGGAGGAGGGUAGAGCAGAGCUCCUAGAGGCUGGGGAAGUGGAGAAAGAGAGCCUGGCCUUGGUGCAGCAGCACAGGCUGAAAGAUCCUGCUGCUGUCCACGAGCUGGAGAAGAGCAGAGCGCUGUCCGUGGCCCUGCUGGAGGAUGGCACAGGGGAAGCCAUGGAUGUGAGCGAGUGUGAUCUUUCCAUAGAGAAGUUGAAUGAAACCAUUAGCACACUGCAGCAAGCCAUCCUAAAGAUUUCUCAGCAGCAGGAGCAGCUUCUCAUGAAAUCCCCUACAGUCCCAACUCCAGGUUCCAAAAAUAAUUCCCAAGAGCAGAAGGUCAAAGCGUCUAUUCACUUUGUUGAGCCACUGUCUCCCACUGGAAUGGUUAGUCACCGCAAACCUCCUCGGCUCAGUCAAGGUCGGAAUUCUCGCUCAGGAAGACCAGCUGAGCUAAAGGUUCCAAAAGACAGACAGCAGGGCUCUUCUCGAAGUAAGACCCCCACCCCCAAUAUAGAGACCCUCCCGCACUUACGGUCUUUCCCCCCAAGCAGUCAGCCUCGGACGCCCUCAGACCCAAGCUGCGAUGGCAUUGCAGACCCUGGAAAUGAUACCCCUGAGAAGUGCUUCUUUGAGAGUUAUAGGCUCCAUGAUGAAAAUAACCAGCGGACAUUGACUUUGCCCUCUUGCAAAGAUGCAAAUAUCCUAUCAGAGCAAACAAGCUUCAAAGAAGCUCCAGAUAACAGCAUAAGAGAAGCAGGGCUCAGCUCCGCACUCCCAGGAAAGGAGAGUCUCUCUGUGGACGAGCCCCUGAGGAGCAAGGCCAGCCUCAUCGAGGUGGACCUCUCUGACCUGAAAGCCCCUGAUGAGGACGGAGGGCUGGACAGCCAUGAGAGCUCAGCAGAUCUCAUAAGCGAGGGCGAUCAGAAGCCUGGGGUUGGCUUCUUCUUCAAGGAUGAACAGAAAGCAGAAGAUGAGCUUGCCAAGAAGCGGGCAGCCUUCCUCCUGAAACAGCAGCGCAAGGCUGAGGAGGCUAGAAUGCGGAAGCAACAGCUAGAGGCAGAAGUUGAACUCAAGAGAGAUGAGGCCCGACGUAAAGCUGAAGAAGAUCGGAUACGGAAGGAAGAGGAGAAGGCACGCCGAGAACUCAUCAAACAGGAAUAUUUGCGCAGGAAACAACAACAGAUUUUAGAAGAACAAGGAUUGGGCAAACCUAAAUCAAAACCCAAAAAGACACGACCAAAGUCAGUUCAUCGGGAAGAGUCGUGCAGUGAUUCAGGAACCAAGUGCUCCUCAACCCCUGAUAACUUGAGCCGGGCCCAGUCAGGCUCCAGCCUGUCCUUGGCCUCCGCAGCCACAACGGAGCCCGAGAGCAUUCACUCAGGAGGCACACCUUCCCAGAGGGUGGAGUCCCUGGAAGCCCUGCCUGUGCUAAGCAGAAACCCCAGCAGGAGCACGGACAGAGACUGGGAAACAGCAUCUGCAGCAUCAUCCCUCGCCUCGGUGGCUGAGUACACAGGCCCCAAGCUCUUUAAGGAGCCAAGUAGCAAGUCAAACAAGCCCAUUAUUCAUAAUGCUAUAUCCCAUUGCUGUCUGGCUGGAAAAGUGAAUGAACCUCACAAGAACUCAAUCUUAGAGGAGCUGGAGAAAUGUGACGCCAAUCAUUACAUUAUCCUUUUCCGUGAUGCUGGCUGCCAAUUCAGGGCACUUUAUUGCUACUAUCCUGACACUGAGGAAAUCUACAAACUAACUGGCACAGGGCCCAAGAGCAUCACCAAGAAGAUGAUGGACAAACUGUAUAAAUACAGUUCAGACCGGAAACAGUUCAACCUGAUCCCAGCCAAGACCAUGUCUGUCAGUGUGGAUGCUCUCACAAUUCACAACCACUUGUGGCAACCUAAGCGGCCUGCAGUGCCAAAGAAGACCCAGACUCGUAAAUGACACCAGCCAGGCCAAUGGAUCCUUAUUUAUUAUUUUCAUCCAUUUGGGUACGAAAUGUGCAAAAUCAUGGACUUUUUCAGUGAGGCUUCUAAACUACAAAAGAAAACUCUUUCAUCACUCCCCACUCUGAAGAUGUGGGAGGAACAGGUUGGGGGGGCAGUUGCCGUGCUAUUGGGCUCAUGCUGCUGUGGUCUAUUGCUGACCUCCAAGCCUUUUGGACAAGGGACGCGCUACAGUGAGGUCUCUGGGCCGUGGAUUCCUUUUACUUGAAGUUCUCCUUCAGUAUAAAUCAAUUUACUUUGCUUUCUUGCCUCCCCUUUUGCACAUGACCCAAUGCCCCUCAUGUUGGCCACCUGUGAUCUCACAAGAUUAUAGGACUGAGACUCAGUCUUGGGUCGGGUGUUUGAAUGUUAUGAGAGCAGUUCAUGUUGGAGAAACCUUUUUUUUUUUUUUCCAUUUGAGAAAUUGUAUGAUAUUUAUUGAUGUGUCUACUGCCAACUAAGAUUUCUGAGAAAAAUUCUUGUUCCUUGCUGCUCAGAAAAAGUUUACUGAAAAUCCGAGUUCACUAAAAGCACUGAAAUCUACAAAGUCUGUCUUUUGCUAAAAUGACGUUUAUAAAUAUAUGGAGAUGAUUCUUUCUGAUCUGCAAUCAUGAGGAUGGCAAGUGGUACUAUUAACUCACAUUUGCCUGAUUAAAUAGGCAAGUUAAGCAAAUUACAGCCAUCAAGUCAUUCAGUUUUGGAUAGUACUCUAAUGAUUCAUUCACUUUAAUAAAGACAGAUUUUGGUAAAGUAGAAUAUUUCUCACUCUGAGCAUGUUUCUCUUCAAGGUGAUGCACUAAGCUGACCAUUACGUUAGUGUUUUUGUUAAUGUCAUGGCUUGUCCUGUCUCAAUUCUUGCUUCUUGAAGAGCAGCAUGGUCUAAGGAGUGUGAGAUUCUCAAGUUUAGAUGGAUGAUUUUGUUUCGUUGCUGAUUCAAAAAGAAAGUGGUCAUUUGCCGUUAUUUCAGAAUUCUUAAGUAAGUAGAAAGGCUUUGGAUUCUCUCCGUGGUCAGUCCUGAUGGCCAUCCUGGAAGGCAGGUGUGCCCCACCGUGUCCCACGGCUCGGCUCCCCUUGCACCCUGGCCAUCACACACUGAGGCAGCUCUACUGACCUCUGUGACAGACCAGUUGCUCUGAGUCUUGAUUUGACAUGACCGCUGGGAGAUUCUGGAGUCAUUUAUGUUAGUUUUGCACAUAUUUUCUUGGGAGUGUUACUUGAAUCUUUCCCAAAUUGCAGAAAAAAAUUAAAGAUCAAUAACGAGAAAAAAAUUAGACGAGUAUAAAUUGCAUAACUUUAGACAGGUAAAAAAGGUAAGUGAAUCAUGUACAUAGGAAGGAGGGACUGUGGUACUAAACACUAGGGGGGGGGCUGUAGGUCUGUGUAUUGGGGUUUUGUACAUAUUGUGGUAGCUGGCUCUGUAUGUAAAUAGUGGCAGGAGGCUGUGGAGGGCGGGGGAGCCAGCAUCCCCAAUGUCUGUUACCUUGCUUUUCACAAGUGUGCUCGGUUUCUCACUGUAUGUUUGAUAUUAUAUUAUUAUUAUUAUUAUAUUUAUUUUAAGAAAGCACUAAAAUGUAAUAAAGUAACUAAUGAAUUUGCUUUAUAUUAA